Molecule: messenger RNA, 1453 nt
Organism: Somion occarium
Lineage: Eukaryota; Fungi; Basidiomycota; Agaricomycetes; Polyporales; Cerrenaceae
Source: the annotation of a GenBank genome assembly
GUGGCUUCCACCAUGAUCUUCUCCCUGAGGCCAAACGUGCUCAGACAAUCCGUGCAGAUACCCUCUAGAAGAUUACUUGCAACCACGAGUGCACAAACCGCUUCUGCUACACAGUCACCACCACCUUCCCCCUCAUCAACGUCCCCAGCCUCAUCUUCAUCCUCUCAAGCCCCUCUAACGCACUACAAAAUAACACUACAACGCUCUGCCAUCUCCCUCGCUCCACGUAUGAAAGCGACACUUGUCUCGCUGGGGAUUCAUAGACGUUUACAGACCGUUUUCCAUCCUCAUAAUCCUAUCAAUGCCGGCAAGAUUCUGCGGGUGAAGGAGUUGGUCCAUGUAGAGAACGUAUCCGCCGAUGAGGUUAGGACGAAAACGGAACAGAGAAGAGAGAGAAGACCUGCGAGAGGAUAUGUUCGUGUGGCUUCGAAGUUGGGUGAGAGCAUCUGAACUUUGAUUAUGUCUGGAGGCUUAUUAUUACCCCGAGCACACCUAAUUUGAUGCAUUGCUCCGAUCUCAGUGUGUCAUUGAACGUAGCAUCCGUUCCCCAUAUAAGCAUUUCGUAUCGUCUCCCUCUAUGUGUUGUUAUGCACCCUUUAUGACUCACCUCCCGGUCUUUCGGCUUAUCAGCCUCUUAUAUGUGCACACCAACGUCUACCUUUCGCUCCCGUCAUCUCUAUCCUCAAAUUGCCGCUCCUAUACACUGAAAAACCUCACUUUACAUGGAUUUACAUUCCUCUGUAUCCCUACCUAAGCUUGACCAUCCUACGCCGUUUGCACGAACUCAUCCUUGUUGUACGGUCUAGGAGUAGGAAGAAGUUGACCGUCUCUCUAUCUUAUUCAUGCUCCCCUGUCCAUCUUCAGGCAGCCGUUUUACAGCGGUUAAUGACGUUGAAAAGGUGGUAUGCGAUCUGUCUACUGAAAAUCUUGUAGUAGUAAUCGAAAGGAGUGGGGACAUGGGUAAGAAGAUGAGCGUCAGGAUCGCCAUCGCAAUAUGGAUGAAGAGCAAGAAAACAGUGCCCAUAAUGGCGGGGUGUAUUGCACAGUCUCUCGGUGCCCCCCUUAUACCGGCUUUUCUUUCUGUUCUGGAGUUCGCGGCAGAUUCAGGGCCGACGCAGACAUCGCUCACAAUACUCAAUGGCGCCUCAGCAUUCAUCCCCUUCGAAAUUGCCUGUGGGCAAAGCCCCCCGCCCCCGCAGGAUACGAUUCAAGGAGAAAAAAAGAUUCUUGCAAGGUAUGAGGGAGGCUAGGAUACCUUGCGUUGGGAAUUUCUUACGGAUGGUAAGGAAGGUAAGUAAUGGAGUCGCAGGAGAAGGGGAGAUCAUGUAGAUGAGUAAUUAGUGAGGAAAGAAUUUCAGCGUGAUAGGAUUUAUGGUUGCGAAUACUAGCAGGCAGUCACUCGUAGCCAUUCUUGGUCUCCAUAGCGUGGUAGUUAAUUUGUGAGUUCCGAGGC